CUCGUGUCUUCCCCUCCUGUUCUCUCCGCCAUUUUUGCCAAGAAAAUAAAGCAAUCAAUCAAAAACGAAAAAGGUGGCGAGAGGGAGAGGGAGAGGAAGGUGCCGGCCCUAGCAAUGGCGGGGUGGUACGAGGAGGCGGCGGGUCUGCUGCUGCGCCGGUCGGCGUUGGCGGAGAUGGCGGUAGAUGUGCUGCUGUGCGCCGUGCCGAUCUGGGCGGCGGUCAUGAUCGGCCUCUUCAUAGGGUGGGCAUGGCGGCCGCGCUGGACCGGGCUGAUCUUCCUCGGUUUCCGCAGCCGUCUCCGGCUCCUCUACGUGCCUCCCGGGCUCGGCGCGCGCCGCCUAUGGCUCGCCUGCACCGCGCUCUCCGCCUUCUCCGUCGCGCCGCAGCUGCUCUCCUCCGCCUUCCGCCGCCAUGGGAAGUACCAGCGCAAGGAUCCCUCGAACGACGACACGGACGCCUGCGGGGAUUCUGGCGCUUGCGCUAACGGCAGGUCAAUUUUUGAGGUCAAGCAUGGUAUUGUCACUGAGAAGGACCUAGAUCACCUCGUGCAGCUUUUAGAUAAUAAGGAGAGUGGGCAUACAACAUGGCAGCAUUUGAUGGAGCGUACCACUUCCAACAUGACGUACAAGGCCUGGAGGCAUGAGCCCGAGGUGGGACCUAUAAUGCAUUGUAGCCAGACCAUUUUCGAGGAUGCUACUCCUGAACUGGUUAGAGAUUUCUUCUGGGAUGAUGAUUUUCGUCUAAAGUGGGACCCCAUGCUUGUGUGCUUCAAAAUUUUGGAUGAGUUCCCUCUGAAUGGAACCACAAUUAUUCACUGGAUUAAAAAGUUCCCUUUCUUCUGCAGUGACCGUGAAUACAUUUUUGGGCGGCGUAUCUGGGAGUCGGGGAAGGCUUACUAUUGUGUUACGAAGGGAAUUCCUUAUCCAUCUUUGCCCAAGAAGGAAAAACCGAGGCGUGUGGAAUUGUACUUCUCGAGUUGGCGUAUUAGACCUGUUCAAUCGCCCAAAAAAGAUGGCCAGCAACACAUGGCAUGUGAAGUAACACUGUUUCACUACGAGGAUAUGGGCAUACCCAAGGAUGUUGCUAAAGUUGGUGUCCGCCACGGCAUGUGGGGUGCUGUUAAAAAGCUGCAGUCCGGCUUUAGAGCAUAUCAGCUAAUGAGAAAAUCAGAAAACAUCCUGUCACGCAGUGCCAUCAUGGCUCGGGUGACCACCAAGACAUGCAUUGCUGGUUCUGAUGGCUCCUUGGAUCAAGGGCCCUUCAGCACAGAACAAGCCAGUACAGAGGACGACAACUCCAGGGCAGUCCAACAUGGUUUCGACUGGAAGUGGGUGGUGGUCGGUGGCGCGGUGGCUGCCGUUUGCGUGCUUAACACCGGAAUUGUAGGGAAGGCCCUCUUACUUGGAGCUGCAAGAAGGCAGGCAAAGAAGUGAUGAGCAUCUACCAGCAUCCACAAAGUGAGCUUCACGACCAUCAGGGCCUGUCUCUGUCUAGAAAGUCGCAAUCGAGACCGAGGAUAAAGGAAUGAAAUCCAUACCAUACUACAGGAUGCAGAUAAUUCGGGUGCCUAAUUUUGGAUUGUGCCUUUUAAGCAGUAUAUCGCAAAUGUGUCUUGCUAUAACCGAUUAUGUGGUAUCAGGAAUCGUUAGAUGACGAUGUAUCUCAAGAUGUGAGUUCUGUUAACAACAUUUGCUAACUUCCAAGUUCCAAGAGUGCACUUUUCAGCUUUGUA
This is a messenger RNA of Aegilops tauschii subsp. strangulata, 1733 nucleotides long. RefSeq lists its product as uncharacterized. The record is from RefSeq and is a predicted model, not a curated record. Gene Ontology annotation, molecular function: lipid binding. Lineage: Eukaryota; Viridiplantae; Streptophyta; Magnoliopsida; Poales; Poaceae.